GCCCGCGCCCUCGGGAGCCCUCGGGAAGCCUCGGAGCGACCCCGGGGCGGGUCGGGGGCGUCAUGGCGGCCGCCGGGCGCGCGCUGCUGCUGCUGCUGCUGGCGGGGACCGCGGCGCUGCCGUUCCCGGGCGAGGUGUGCCCGGGCCUGGACCUCCGCAACGACGUGCGGCGCCUGUCGGCGCUCCGGAACUGCUCGGUGGUGGAGGGGGCCCUGCGCAUCCUGCUGAUGCCGCCGGCGCGGCCCGAGGACUUCCGGGGCCUGAGCUUCCCGCGCCUGGUGCUCGUCACCGACUACGUCCUGCUCUUCCGGGUGUCGGGGCUGCGCAGCCUCCGCGAGCUCUUCCCGGGCCUCGCGGUCAUCCGGGGCUCGAGGCUCUUCUUCCACUACGCCCUCGUGGUCUUCGAGAUGGCGGAGCUGCGCGAGCUGGGCCUGCGCGGCCUCCGGAGCGUCGCCCGCGGCUCCGUCCGCCUCGAGCGCAACCGCGCGCUCUGCUACGUGGCCAGCGUGGACUGGGCGCGGCUCGUGGACGACGUCGCCGGCAACUACGUGGCCGGGAACCGCGCCGACGGCGAGGGCUGCGCCGACGUCUGCCCCGGGGCCGCCGGGGGCACCCCCUGCCCCGCCACCGUCAUCAACGGGCAGUUCGUGGAGCGGUGCUGGACCCACGCGCACUGCCAGAAGGUGUGCCCCACCGCCUGCCGCCCGCAGGGCUGCACCGACGACGGCCGCUGCUGCCACGAGCAGUGCCUGGGCGACUGCGCGGCGCCGGGCGACCCCGCGGCCUGCGUCACGUGCCGCCACUACUACCUGGACGGGCUGUGCGUGGGCGCGUGUCCCGCCCCCUGGCUGCGCUUCCGGGGGUGGCGCUGCGUGAGCCCCGCCUUCUGCCGCCGCCUGCACACGCGCUGCCCCGAGCCCCGCGGCCCCGCCUGCCGCCCGCACGUGCUGCACGACGGCGAGUGCGCGCCCGAGUGCCCCGCGGGCUUCGUGGCCAACCUCACCAGCCAGGAGUGCUCCCCGUGCCUCGGGCCCUGCCCCAAGGUGUGCUCCCUCCCCGGCGGCGUCAAGACCAUCGACUCCAUCACGGCGGCGCAGGAGCUGCGCGGCUGCACCGUCAUCAACGGGAGCCUCGUGCUCAACGUCCGCGGCGGCCACAACCUGGCGGCGGAGCUGGAGGCGAACCUGGGGCUGGUGGAGGAGAUCACGGGUUUCCUCAAGAUCCGUCGCUCCUAUGCGCUUGUGUCGCUCUCGUUCUUCCGCAAGCUGCGCCUCGUCCGCGGGGACGCGCUGGAGAUGGGGAACUACUCGUUCUACGCGCUGGACAACGCGAACCUGCGGCAGCUGUGGGACUGGUCGUCGCACGCGCUCACGGUCGCGCGCGGGAAACUCUUCUUCCACUACAACCCGAAGCUCUGCCUCGCGCACAUCCACGCCAUGGAGGAGGCCACGGGCGCGCGGGGGCGCCAGGGCCGCGGCGACGUGGCCCUCAAGACCAACGGCGACCAGGCCUCCUGCGAGACGGAGCUGCUGCGCUUCUCGUCGGUGCGCACGGCCUUCGACAAGAUCCUGCUGCGCUGGGAGCCAUAUUGGCCGCCCGACUUCCGGGACCUGCUGGGCUUCAUGCUCUUCUACAAGGAGGCGCCGCACCGCAACGUGACGGAGCUGGACGGGCAGGACGCGUGCGGCGGCAGCAGCUGGACCGUGGUGGACGUGGACCCCCCGCAGCGCGCGGCCGAGGCCCCCGGCGCGCCCCUCCCCCACCCGGGCUGGCUGCUGCGCGGCCUCAAGCCCUGGACCCAGUACGCGGUGUUUGUGCGCACGCUCGUGAGCCUGAGCGACGAGCGCCGCAGCUACGGCGCCAAGAGCCGCAUCAUCUACGUGCGCACCAACGCCACCAACCCGUCGGUGCCGCGGGACCCGCUGUCGGUCUCGAACUCGUCCUCGCAGAUCCUGCUGCGCUGGCGGCCGCCGGCCGAGCCCAACGGCAACGUCACGCACUACCGCGUGCGCUGGGAGCGCCAGGACGAGGACGCGGAGCUCUUCGAGCUCGACUACUGCCGCAAGGGCCUGAAGCUGCCGUCGCGGACCUGGUCGCCGCCCGCCGAGCCCGGGGCCGAGGCCGAGGCCGCGCGCGGCCGCAACCAGAGCGAGCGCGAGCCCGCCGCCGGCGGCUGCUGCGCGUGUCCCAAGACGGACGCGCAGGUGCUGCGCGAGCGCCAGGAGGCCGACUUCCGGAAGAGCUUCGAGGACUUCCUGCACGACGCCGUCUUCGUGCCCAGGUCCGCUUCCGGCCGGCGCGGGGCGUCGCCGCCGUCGUCCGCGCGCAGGCGCCGCGGGGCGGGGGCGGGGCCGUGGGGGAACGCGACCACGCCCCGCCCGGGGUGGGGCCCCGCCCCCUCGCCCUCCUCCCCCGCGGGCCCCGCCCCUCCCCGCCCCGGGCCCCGCCCCGACGCCGUGGUGUGGGGCGCGGAGUCGCUGGUGAUCUCGGGGCUGCGGCACUUCACGGGCUACAGGAUCGAGCUCCAGGCCUGCAACCGGGCGGCGCCGGCGCGCUGCAGCGUGGCCGCCUACGUCAGCGCGCGCACCAUGCCCGGAGCAAAGGCCGACGACAUCGCGGGCCCCGUGACGCACGAGGUCGCGGACAACCGCGUCGUCCACGUGACCUGGCGGGAGCCGCCCGAGCCCAACGGGCUGAUCGUGCUCUACGAGGUCAGCUACCGGCGGCUGGGCGACGAGGAGCUGCACCUGUGCGUGUCCCGGAAGCACUACGCGCUGGAGCGCGGCUGCCGGCUGCGCGGCCUGGCGCCCGGGAACUACAGUCUGCGCGUGCGCGCCACCUCGCUGGCGGGCAACGGCUCGUGGACGGAGCCCACGUACUUCUACGUGGCCGACUACCCCGACGUCUCCUCCGACCUGGCCAGGCUGGUGCUGGCGCCGCUGCUCGUCCUCCUGCUGCUCGGCGCGGCCGGCGCGGGCGCCUACGUGUUCGUGAGGAAGAGGCAGCCGGACGGGCCCAUGGGACCCCUGUACGCGUCCUCCAACCCCGAGUACCUGAGCGCCAGUGACGUGUUCCCGCCGUCCGUGUACGUGCCCGACGAGUGGGAGCUGCCGCGCGAGAGCGUGACGCUGGGCCGCGAGCUGGGCCAGGGCUCGUUCGGGAUGGUGUACGAGGGCCGCGCGCGCGGCGUGGUGGCGGGGGAGGCGGACACGCGCGUGGCCGUGAAGACGGUGACGGAGGGCGCGAGCCUGCGCCAGCGCAUCGACUUCCUCAACGAGGCCGCCGUCAUGAAGGGCUUCGCCUGCCACCACGUGGUCCGCCUCCUGGGCGUGGUCUCGCAGGGGCAGCCCACGCUCGUCGUCAUGGAGCUGAUGGCGCACGGGGACCUCAAGAGCCACCUGCGCUCGCUGCGCCCCGACGCCGAGAACAACCCCGGGCGGCCCCCGCCGAGCGUGGCGGAGAUGACCCGGAUGACGGCGGAGAUCGCGGACGGGAUGGCGUAUCUGCACGCGCGCAAGUUCGUGCACCGCGACCUGGCGGCCCGGAACUGCAUGGUGGCGCAGGACUACACGGUCAAGAUCGGAGACUUUGGCAUGACGCGUGACGUGUACGAGACCGACUACUACCGGAAGGGCGGGAAGGGGCUGCUGCCCGUGCGCUGGAUGGCGCCGGAGUCGCUCAAGGACGGCGUCUUCACGGCCGCCUCGGACGUGUGGUCGUUCGGCGUGGUGCUCUGGGAGAUCGCGUCGCUGGCCGAGCAGCCGUACCAGGGUUUGUCCAACGAGCAGGUGCUCAAGUUCGUCAUGGACGGGGGCUGCCUGGAGCCGCCGCCCGGGUGCCCCGCGCGCCUCACGGAGCUGAUGCGCGCCUGCUGGCAGUUCAACCCCAAGCUGCGCCCGGGCUUCCUGGAGGUGGUGUCGGCGCUGGGCGAGACGCUGCCCCCGGCCUUCGCCGCCGUCUCCUUCUUCCACUCGGCCGCGGCCGCCGCCGCCCCGGACCCGGACCCGGACCCGAACCCGGACCCGGACGCGGGGGAGCGCGGCGCCGGGGAGGAGCCCGACGGGGAGCACGACGGGGAGGACGACGAGGACGAGCGCGCGGGCGCCGCCCGGGGCCUCCUGCGCCGCGGACCCCACGCCCACGCCGGAGGCGGCGGCAAACGCAACGGCCGGGCCCUGGCCCUGCCCCGCGCGAGCCCGUCCUAGGGGCGG
This is a messenger RNA of Meriones unguiculatus (Mongolian gerbil), 4211 nucleotides long. It is a transcript of the gene Insr, whose product is annotated as insulin receptor. The record is from RefSeq and is a predicted model, not a curated record. Gene Ontology annotation, molecular function: phosphatidylinositol 3-kinase binding; insulin receptor substrate binding; insulin receptor activity. NCBI's taxonomy places the organism in Eukaryota, Metazoa, Chordata, Mammalia, Rodentia, Muridae. Gene Ontology annotation, biological process: cell surface receptor protein tyrosine kinase signaling pathway; glucose homeostasis; positive regulation of MAPK cascade. Gene Ontology annotation, cellular component: insulin receptor complex; membrane; axon.